AUGGCACCGGGAUGCUGGACAUGCCGCGUGAGACACAGGAAAUGCGACCUUGAAACACCCUCUUGCAAGGAAUGCGCUGAUCGGCAUGUUCACUGCCACGGCUAUGGGCCCAAGCCAGCAUGGAUGGACGGUGGAUUAGAAGAAAAAAAGGAAAAAUCACGGAUCAAGGCUGCUGUCAAGGAGAACUUCUGCCAUGUUAAAAAAAUGCAGGGUCGAGCUCGGCGAAGGGCUAACGAGCUCUCUCGGUCAUCAUUCAAAACACCGACGCCGACGCCGACGCAUGAAGAAAGACUACCAAACACCGUGAUUACACCAUCAAGUCCAUCGUGCUCACCUCGUCGAGCCACGACUUCGGAGCCUCAUUUUGACAGUGAAAAUAAUGUUCAGAGCUGCUCUCCAGACAACGUUGAACCACCCACGCCGCCCAGUCCUCGACCUCUCGAUAACUACGGCACUAUUGAUCCGCAGGAGGCCUGGCUCUUGAUGCAUUAUCUUGACCAAGUAUUUCCGUGGCAAUUCCCUUAUCACGACCCUCGCUCGCGACUAGGGAAUCGGGGCUGGCUUUUCCUACUGCUGAUAAAACGAGGACCUCUCUACCACGCCGCAUUGAGUCUUUCGUCACUUCUCCAAAGUGCAAUACUCGAAACCGAAGAAGAAUUUCAAAGGAAACAGAGGGCACUGGACCACCACUCGCGAGCCUUGCGAGAGCUAUGUGACCUCAUGAGUGAGAAGGGCGACAAGCUACGCGAGGACCAUGGCGAGUUGGCGGAGUUCUUAACAUGUAGCUUCAUGUUAAUAAGUUUCGAGGUGAGAGAAGCAUAUUCAUUCUUCUAUGCAUCCAAGCAGGCUGCUAACACCACGGUCCAGGUAUUUAGUGGUGCGGAGCACGAUUGGCUAGUCCAUCUCGAUGCAGCAGCAUCUGUCAUGAGUUUAUUAUCAGCUGAGGCUAUCUUCAGUCCAAAAUUAUCCGAUACCAAUAACCACCUAAGUCCGCUCGUGGAGAACCCUCGUCCGGAAAAAGGCGGUAUAAAUGAUGGUCUCAAGUUCUUGAUGGUGACGGUGAUUUGGUUUGACCUUUUUGCCUGUCUGCCAACAGGACGCGCGCCACGACUACCUUACCAGCGCUGGCUUCAGAUCCCGGGGUUGAACACAGCCGACCUCAUGGGGUGUCAGAACUGGGUCAUGAUAGCGAUCGGUGACCUCGCAAAUUUUGCCAUAUGGAAGGAUGUUCAAGAAAGGGAUGGUGUUUUAAGUAUUCGCGAGUUGGCCAGCAAAGCCGAGGAGAUAGAAAGACGCCUAGAAGAUGGGAUACAGAGCCUUGACUUGGCACGAAGCGUAAGUUGA
Molecule: messenger RNA, 1344 nt
Organism: Penicillium argentinense
Lineage: Eukaryota; Fungi; Ascomycota; Eurotiomycetes; Eurotiales; Aspergillaceae
Product: Zn(II)2Cys6 transcription factor
Exons: 1
Coding region: 1-1344 (447 amino acids)
Biological process (GO): positive regulation of transcription by RNA polymerase II
Cellular component (GO): nucleus
Molecular function (GO): zinc ion binding; transcription cis-regulatory region binding; DNA-binding transcription factor activity, RNA polymerase II-specific
Source: RefSeq, a predicted model, not a curated record